Alligator mississippiensis (American alligator) is the source of this 1212-nucleotide messenger RNA. RefSeq names its product insulin-like growth factor-binding protein complex acid labile subunit. The transcript has a single exon. NCBI's taxonomy places the organism in Eukaryota, Metazoa, Chordata, Crocodylia, Alligatoridae. Bases 1 to 1212 code for a protein of 403 amino acids. The record is from RefSeq and is a predicted model, not a curated record. Gene Ontology annotation, molecular function: protein binding.
AUGGUUCCUCUGCUGUUUCUGCUGUUCUUUGGAUAUAUCCUUUCAAUUCCUGGCUGUCCCCAGAAGUGCUUUUGUAUCCGCUCUUUAACAGAUUGCCAGCAUGCCAAUCUAGAUGAAGUUCCUCCUGAUUUUGACCAAAAAACAGAAACAUUGAUCUUGAAUGAAAACUGUCUACAUCUCAUUCCACGAGGAGCCUUUCAGAACUUCCAGAAUCUAACUUUCCUUGGUUUAGCUCACAACAAGCUCUCACUUCAGAAUGAUUCUUUUGAAGAUAUCAGCAACAGCAUCCUCUCUUUGGAUCUCUCUGGAAACAGCUUCACAGACCUGCCAUCAAAAUUGUUCAAGAACACAAAGAAACUUGUUUGGUUAAACUUAGCCAAUAACAGACUAGAUCUUCUGGAUAUCAACAUUUUCAGCUCCUUAGAAAAACUCACUUACCUGGACCUCUCCAAUAACAGACUGCAGAAGCUUACAUCCAUGUUUGUAGGUCUCUCUCAGCUUGAUACCUUGAUGCUGGCUAGUAACUAUCUCCACACCAUACCACAAGGAGUUUUUGAUUCUACUCCUAAACUUAAGAUCCUUGAUCUGUCACACAACAAAAUAAGCCAUUUGCCCAAGUGUUUAUUUAACAGCACAAUGAAUCUCAAUGACUUGCUUCUUGAUGAUAAUAAUUUUACAGUGAUACCACGUGCUGUAUUCACAGUCUUCCACAACCUAGAGCAUUUCUCAAUUUCUAAAAAUAGAAUCCAAAAUGUUUUACCAUUUGUGUUUGUUAGCAAGUUAAGAAAACUUGACCUAUCUAAUAAUUUACUCUCAGUGCUGCCUUGUGAUUUCCUUUCAGGUUUGAAGCAGCUGGAAGUUCUCAAUUUAUCUUUAAAUUGUUUUGGAAAAUUUCCCAGCAAUCUAUUCAUAAAUAAUACUAAGCUAGCAUUUCUGCAUUUGGAUAAAACCUGUCUCAGCACUUUACCCAUUGUUUCAGGCCUUCGAAAUAUGAGUGAGCUGACACUGUGCUGUAAUGCCAUAAAAAGCUUGGCAAGAAAAUUCACAGACAAUAUGGUCAAUUUGAAACUGUUGGAUCUCUCCAAUAACAACAUCACAAAAAUAGAGGAUGGUGCACUUAAGAUGAAUCCUAAUCUCACAAAAGUAGUUUUGACUGGGAAUCCAGUUUUUACAACUGAAAGAAUUAAUUACACUUUCAAAGGGUCAGACUGA